UGAAAUACAUGCAUUCCCAACUUAAAUUACACUCAUCUUUCAACAUUUAAAUGCAUGUUUUUUUUUUUAAAAAUAUUAUUAUUAUUAUUAUUAAGGGGUAGUGCAUGGUUUAAAAUUAUUACAAUAAUUAAGGUAAUUGAAAAAUUUUGAACCCAAGAUGCAUGUGUAGAACCCAACAUCUUAUUCACAAGAGAUUUUUUUAAUGUGUCAGUAACAUAGAUACACCAAAUGUCACAAUACAAGUGAUUGGAUACUUAAAAAAAAAAAAAAAUUAACACUUGUAUUAUGAGACUUUAUGUACUGUUUAUGUUCUCGGCAUGCUGAAAAUUGUCUCCUGUCUAUUGAACUACCUGUAUUUAAACUCGUGAAACUCCAACGUGUAACCGUGCCAGAAUGACAUUUAGUCCACUUAUUCAAAUUUUACCUGUAUUAAUGUAUCCAAUUACUACAAUGUUAACAAUUGGCUGUACACACCGACUCUCACCAAAAUGCUUGACUGCAUUUAAUUACGAAUUACCAAUUUGCAAAAACUGCCGCUUUGCUUUUAAAUUACAAGACAAAAUUAGACCUCACGUGAAGAAUCAGUAUUUUUCAUAUUUUUCUUACUCACCAAGGAAACGUUACCUCCCAUUAAUCACUAUAUAAACAACUCACACUUUCAACACUUUAGAAACCCUCAAAGAAAUGAGAAAAAUGUGUUCUUCAGUUUGUAACCCUAGCUCCAUUUGCAUUCUGCUAAUCUCUUUCUUGAUCAUGACUCCUUCUCAGGCAUUUGAUCUGAAUUCUAUUUGCAAACAAUCCAUGAACCCGUCAUUCUGUUCUCUGCUCUUAAGUUCGAAUCCCCGCGUGACUGAGGCACUUCUUCGCAGCCUGGCCGGUGUCACCGUAGAUUUGGGAUAUUCCAAUACUACAGCCACUAGAGAUCACAUAGUAAAGUGGAAGAACCGGACGGACAAUCCGGCGUUGCGGCUGAGGUACACAUCUUGUGCCGGAAAUUACAACGAGGCCGUUGCAAAUUUCAAGGAGGCCAAGGAGAAAGCGAAGGUUGGUGACUACAAUGGUGUGAGAAAUGCAGCAGCUGGUGCCUUGGGAGAGUUCAAUGGGUGUUCAGAGAACUUUAAGCAGCCACCAUCUGAACCAACAAGUCUCUGGCAAGAUACUAAGGAUUUGCUAAAUCUUUCUAGUAUUAUAUUAAUUGUUUCUAAUACUUUGCUUCACAAAUGAUUUAUGUUUCCUUUGAUCUCAUGGAUGUCGAGUUCGGUUACUUUUAAUGAAAGAAUUCUCUAUAUGUCUUGUUUUUA
Pyrus x bretschneideri (Chinese white pear) is the source of this 1301-nucleotide messenger RNA. Its product is annotated as pectinesterase inhibitor. Gene Ontology annotation, biological process: negative regulation of catalytic activity. Bases 685 to 1224 code for a protein of 179 amino acids. The record is from RefSeq and is a predicted model, not a curated record. The transcript has a single exon. Lineage: Eukaryota; Viridiplantae; Streptophyta; Magnoliopsida; Rosales; Rosaceae. Gene Ontology annotation, molecular function: pectinesterase inhibitor activity.